CUUCAGCCACACAGAAAAGGCCAUCGGAAUUCAAUGGCUGGGGCGGCUACAUUGCUCACCAAAGUUAUGUACUGUACCAGAUUAGUGGCUUUCUCUCCACUUCCAUUCCCAUUCCCAUGGGGUCAUAAAGCCUUUUUCUCAACCCUGAGCUACCCAUCACCCUUUUAUACACCUCCAAAGCGAAAUCGAAAUGGAGUAGUUCAUCUGCAUCCAAUUCCAAAUGGAGAGGCAUCAAACUCACACUCUCUUCCAGGUGUGGAGAAUGUGAUGAUGGAAUAUAUAUGCGGUCAAAGGAGAGCCACCCUCCUUGCCCAUCGGGUGUGGAUGGAUAUUGUUAAGAAAGGGGACAUUGUUAUUGAUGCCACUUGUGGAAAUGGUUAUGAUACUCUGGCAUUAUUGAAAAUGGUUGCUGAUCACACAAAGCAGGGUCGUGUGUAUGGAAUGGAUGUUCAGAAAGUUGCUUUGGAAAAUACUUCCCUUUUAAUAGACCGCUCUGUUAACCCCCAUGAUGUAAAAUGCUAUCUCAUUUUCUGAUGCUAAAGAGCUUGUUGAGCUAUUUUCCCUGUGUCAUAGUCGCAUGGGAGAUGUGAUUCCAGAAGGCGUGAAAGUAAGGUUAGUUGCUUUCAAUUUAGGCUACUUACCAGGUGCGGACAAAAAGAUCAUUACCAAGUCAGAAACAACAUUACGUGCAAUAGAGGCUGCAAAGGAAAUUCUAAUGCCUGGAGGACUCAUCAGUAUAGUGGCUUACGUUGGCCACUCUGGAGGAAGGGAGGAAUUCGACAAGAUCGAAGAACUGACUUCCAGAUUACCAUUCAAAAGUUGGAAUUGUUGCAAACUCCAAAUGUUAAACAGGCCUCUAGCACCUGUACUUGUGUUUCUCCGUAAAAGAUGAAAAUUAAAUGGAGCAUUGACCGAAGGAUCUAGAGAUCCCUUUUAGGCAAUCAAAUUGACUAGAACUCCCCUUGACUUGAUGAAUGACUUGAAUCGUAACACAUUGCUUGCUAAGUUUGUCAAUGCUUGAAUGUACAUAUUGCUUGUAAUGGAUCUGAUGAAUUCGGAAUCCACAGACUGCUUGGAAUGGAAAUUGUACACCGCCACUGCCCCCUGCUGCCGCUGCUGGACCACGCCCUUUCUGCCACCGGCUGCUGCCAUCGGUUUGGGCCGUUUUUGUUCCUCACCAGUCACCAGCACCGUUUAUCAUGUUUCUCACAUUAAAUGUAACUUAUUUUCCAUUCAAAAGUCAUGUAACGAUAACAAUUUUUUUAUGAAAAUUCCAUUUUAAAGGACAAAACCAUGGGGAGCUGCUUCUGUGAGCUUCCAAUAGCCGAAUAGCGGUAAUAUUUACCCUAUCAUUUUUCUCCUCCUCUUGCCUGGAUAACGCUUAUUUGUACAAUAUGACAUUUGUUCAUCCUUCCAAGUAGAAAUUUGUUUUGUAAAUCUUUCCUGAGAGGCUGAAACGCCACAAUACAAUGGUGUUGCUGAACGCAAACAUCGCAAUCUCCUAAAAUUAGCACGAGCUAUGCUUCUUGAUG
Cuscuta epithymum is the source of this 1532-nucleotide messenger RNA. NCBI's taxonomy places the organism in Eukaryota, Viridiplantae, Streptophyta, Magnoliopsida, Solanales, Convolvulaceae. The record is from the annotation of a GenBank genome assembly.